This is a messenger RNA of Penicillium daleae, 525 nucleotides long. RefSeq lists its product as uncharacterized. Lineage: Eukaryota; Fungi; Ascomycota; Eurotiomycetes; Eurotiales; Aspergillaceae. The coding region runs from base 1 to 525 and encodes 174 amino acids. The transcript has 2 exons. The record is from RefSeq and is a predicted model, not a curated record.
AUGGCGCGACCGCCUGAUUAUGAGCCCAGCAUAGCCCCAGCUGCCUUCACGGCUGCGUGGCGUAAGAAGUUCAGGCCACAACCGCGGCAGUCUUCUUCCAUUUACAGUCUUCCCGAUGAUAAUUGUCCGUUUGAAAACGAUGACCAACCGCAGCACUAUCAAGCCAAUAAUGAGACAAGGAACGAGGUUGAUUGUCAGCGUAGUGAAAGCGAGGACCCGGCCACGGGGCCUCCAAGCUUGGCUUUGCCCGACUUAGACGACCUGGAGCAACAGUCCCCCGAAGUGUCCAUGGCCCUGGCAGGUACAUUCAUGAGAGAGGCGAUGGACAAGCAGAUCAAGCAGCAGGACGUCUGGAACGAUGACAUGCAACAGCGGAUGGAGGCCAUUUUAGAACACUACCAGAAAAUAGACUCUCUGGAAGAACAGGUGGCGGCGCUCCAAGCAAAGCUAGAUAUUUUGUGCGGUAACAAGGAAGAGGCUAAUGCAGGACGCAGAACGGGUGGCCGCAGGCGCCAGGCAACGUGA